UGAAGAGAAUACAGAAGUAGAGGCGGGGAGAAGCGAGAGAGGAAGGGAACGGAUCGUCAAAGAAUAGCGACGCCGAUGCAGCGGAGUGGGUGUUGAUCUUCGCGAGGAAGAAUAAGAAUCCCCUUUGUUUCUUUCUCUCGGACGCGGAGACGAGGAAUGCGAAGGACGGAAGCCGGACAGGUUGAAGAAUAACGGAAGGGAAAAGGAUAGGAAAGGAGGAAGGAGAGAAAGAGGCGGUUGAUCUCCGACACUUAGGUCCAGAGAUCUUCCACAGUGGCUCUGGACCUGCAAGUUGAUCAUUAUUUCUUUUGGCCAGAAAGAUGAUGAGGGAUUCGAGUCAAUGGUUCAUCUGUGUACCUUUUAUGGAGGUUGUGCCUCAAAAAUUUUAAACCAUCGAUGAUUAAAGUGCCGCAUGAGUUGUGAUUGCAAAUGUGCAGUUGAUGGUUGUGGAGCUUUCUCAGAGAAUACAGAGUAACAUGGGACUUCAACUUCCAAGACCAAUAGAUCCUCACUUGAAGUGGAAAACAACUGGUAAGGGCAGGCAAAGAGGUGCAAGACGAGCUAGAACUUCAUAUGCUUGGGCCAAUCAGAAAAACCGUAUGGUCAAUAAUUUCAGGAGUGAGGGUAUGAUGCAUAAGGGUCCGAAGAGAGCAGGAGAUAUUUCUGUCUCUGAGUCUGAGAAGGUUGGUGUCAGCAUUCUUGGACGACGCUUCAGUGACUCCCUCAGUAUUGUUCCCAUAAAGAAAAGGAAAAUUCUUUUAGUUAGUUCUCCAUCAUCUACAUUGCAGUCUACUUAUUCAGAUGAUUCUGAUCACUUACUAGAAAGCCAGCUUGCUUUUUAUCUGGAAACUUUAGCAUAUGACAAAAAUCAUAACAAAAGAAAUGUUGCUGAUAAGUUGACUAUUUUGGAUGACAUUAAUGAAGAGGCCGGUGAUGUAGAUUUCUCUGGCAUGUCAAUAUUGGCCGCUGCUGCCUGCAGUAGUGAAAUAGUGAGUGACACCUUAAACAUUGGAGGUAUUGUUUCAAACGGAUAUUCUUAUAAAGAAGAACUUUUAGAAGGCACACAAGGUGCCCAAUCACAUUCCUUAUAUGAAGAUAAAGACCGGCAAUCUGAAUCUACUCAAGAUUUACAAGAAAAUUGUAACAUCCCUGUGGAAGAAUGUUCAGAAUUCAAACCUACCGAUGAUGAUAAUCUCCAAGGGUCAGCGAGCAAAAAGAACUUCACAGUUUCAUUGCAAAAUGAUUCUGAUAAGAUAAGAUCCUCUGUCUCUGAUUCUAGGCUUCAUUGGGACCUUAACACUGCCAUGGAUGCCUGGAGUAGCAAUUUUGAUGCAGCUGUAGUCUCCGAGCCACUUCCAACUGAUCCUGUAUGUGAAAAUCUCAGUCACAAUGAAAAGCUGGCAGAUUUUGAAACUUUUCAGGAUCGAGUUGGAAAUGCAGAGAGCACAUGCUCUACUGGACUUGGUGAAAGCUUGGAAAAUGUGGCUGAUCUCCCAAAGGAUGACUGUGCAUUGCUUAAGUCAGGGGUUUGGGAAAAACCUAAUUCAUGCAAUAAUAAUUCAAUGACUGAUCAUGAUCACAUAAAACGGUGCUGCUCUCUUCCUUAUGGUGAUUGUUUGCUCGAAGAGAAUUUGGUUACUGCCUCCGUUUCUUUGGUCAACUCUUCUGAAGAAACUGAAGUUGUUUACGAUCAAAGAAACAGCCUCUGUAGUACUGAAGUUGUUUCUUCAGUAGCUAGAGAUAUUCUUGGUUCCUUGAGGGAUGCCACUUUGGUAAUUGAAUCUAUUGAUAAAGCAAAGGCUGAUGCAGACACUGGCUUGAUGUCAGAAACUGAAACAUCAUUUUGUCUUUUGCCUUGUAGUGGGAAUACCAGCUCUGACUUCCAUAAUGAUGCACAUAAUCCUCAUCUGAAUUUGGUACAAUCAAUCCAUAAGCCAAUCUCCGAUGAGAAACCAAAUAUAGUUGCAUCCAAUACUGAGAGCAGCUCUGAUGAUCAUUCUGUGGCUAAUGCUGAAGUAGAACAGCUUAUUCACAUAAGCAUCUCUCAGAUUGACGAGCAUAGAGUUCUGAAUACUGAUUUAGAGAGUGGUGAUCAGUCUUCUGUCAUUGCUGAGAAAGCAUCUGAUGUUUUGUUUGAUGCAAAUGCUAUCAGCAAUAUGGUGGAAACAUGUCGAUCUGGUGAAAUUGUACAUUGUGAUGACAUUGAUGUCACCAAUGGUCUGCAUGCCGAGGGAUCUUCCAGAGAAGUGGAUGGGAGUCCAUGCCUAUUAAAUGGUCAUCAUCAGAGCAGCUUAGGGUCAUUCUAUCCUGAUGUGUUAUGUUCUAUAAUCACAUGUGUUGGCAAAUAUGAACAGUCUACAACAGAGCUAAAGGUUGACAAUGAUAAAUGUGUUGGGUCUGUGGCACCUAUUUCAGUUUCAGCUGAUAUGACAGUGAAAGAAAUUGAUGUCAGUUUGGUAGAUAAUGCUAUGAAUACUCAGGAGGCAGGCAAAAGCUACAUGGAUUCUUGUGUAAAUUAUUCUGGAGAAGUUGCUUUCAAUGAUCAUAUCCAUAAUUAUGACUCAGAUGCAUCUCAUCUUGAUGCUUGCCAGGCCAAUGGAAUGGAAAAAGUCGACCUUCUGGUAGAUGAGGACUCUCAAUUUGAGGAUGGCAAAUUUAGGGAAUCAGUUCUACAAAGUUGGGGAGAAGAUGGAGCUGAGGAAAGGGAGUCUGCACAUUUGGAUUAUGGCUCUGACAACAGAGAGAAUGCUGUCCUUGAAGCAGUUUCUUGUUUCCCUGAUUCUCUUCCUUCUUCUAUUGAAAACAUGAUGGGUAAAAGCAGGGAUGUGUCAGUUGCUAUUCAUGAUGGAGCAGCUAACAUUAUGAAUAGUUUGUUUGUUGUUUCUCAACCUUCAUUGAAGUGCUUAUCCAAAUCAUCCUCUUUGGAUUCAGGAGAAGGGAAGAAAACUUCUACAAAUAUCGGAAGUAAGGAUUGCACAGGUCAUUUGACAGUGAAGAUGAUUGGACAGGGUGGAUUUCAAGAUGGUGAGAAUAACAGGUGGCCUCCAGCUAGUGUGAGAAUGAAAUAUUCAGGAUGGGAUCAGUUGCCUGUAGCCUGUGUACAUAUUGGAGAUGGCAUGUUGGACACUGGGAUUGGCUCUGUUAAACAAUAUGGUAAAGCUGGUGCUUUGGAUGAAUCUGGUGCUGAUGAAUUGGUGGGAAGAUCUGGUUUGUCAUUCAGGAGAGGCUUCUCAUCCCGAGUUGAGAGGCCGAUGUCCUCAGAUGAGUCACAUAGGCAAGAUAGUUCUUCUGCUAGAAUAACCAGGCGAGAUAGUUCUUCUUCUAGAAUGACCAGAUCUGAUGAUCAUGGUGGUCUAAAUACGAAAGUUGAAAGGAAUACUGGUGCUCCUAAAUCAGUUGGGACGGGCAGAUCAUCUCAGCAUCCUCAAGGGAUGGUCAGAGACAUACAUUGCUUUGAUUCUUCCAAUCAUCAUCGUCCCAAGUGUCCCGGUUCACCUGGUUACUGUGAUGCACCUAGUGUUCUACCUGGAUCAAGGAAUGCGGCUGCAGCAGCUGCUGCAAAGGUGGAGAGUAAUGGCUUUGUUGUUGCACAUGAUGGCACGAUAGCUAAGGCAGGUGGUGCUGGAAAUGCUGGCCUUGUGGUAAGACAAUCUACCAAUGCUUCAUCACAAAGUAGAUGGGGGUCACAAGCUGAGACAGAGCUUGCAUGUGGUGUGCAGAGAAGAUUCAGAAGUUUAAGGGACAUGAGCCCUAACCGGCACUUCAGUGUCAGCAGGAGCCAGGCUGGUAAAUAUGGUCAUGAAAUGGCCAGGGACCGGUAUCACAGACCUGUGCCUGAUGACAGAAUGAACUUAUCACCACCUGUGCACCAUUCAUCUAGGAGAGACAGGAGCUUCUCUCCACACAAAGGGCCCCUUUGUCUAUCUCGUUCUCGCACUGGAUUUCCUUCAAGAUCUAGAAUCCGAUCCCCUCAUCUGUGGACAUCCCCUAGGAGAAGUGAAAUUGGGAUGAAGAAUGUCUUGGGUUAUUCCAGGGGCAGCAGGUCUCUCAGAGCCAGAAUGGAGAGAAUGAGGUCACCCCAUUUACGAUCUAGCGUUGAGGACCCCAUGGUAGGGUAUGGCCCCACAUCGAGAACCUUUGCUUCCCCAUUGCAUCAUUCAAGUUGGCUUGGUGAAAGGAGGGAUUCAUCCAAUCAUCUCAGGGAGCAUGAUUACAGGCGGCGAUCUAGAAGAAGUCCAUCUACUAAAGCUUUUACAAACUCUAAGCUUGACUCGGUGCAUUCACAUGGAAGAUCAGAGCCUAAUGGUCACCAUCAUCAUCUGCAUUCUGGCAAGAUCCCUGAGAUCGCUGGUUUGAGUAGAGGAUAUAAAUGUGCUGGAAGUGAUGAUAGAAUGGGAUAUGGCGAUAGGUAUCAAUCGCUCCGACCUUGGAGCCAAGAAAACACUAAUAGCAAUAAAAAGUUCUUCAGGUAAGAGAUGGGGGUUCCACACUCAUAAAUCUGGACCCAAAUUCUUAUAUCAAAGUGUGGGCCCUAGGGUAUUUGGUAGGGCCCAAUUUUGAUCCAGCUUGGGUAGAACCUCAAAUGAAAGAAAGGUCAUUUUAAUUAUAACAGGUGUGCAAACCCUGGUACCUGCUUCAAGUCCUAUGCAUCAAAGGUUGUGAUGCUCGCUUCUGGGCUCUAGUUCAUGAUCUUGCUUUAAUCACAUGAGAUCAAAGAGAUGGUGAACCCUUUAAAGUUUGUCUCCUUGGAGAGAAAGGCAUCUAGUUUCAGUACUCUAGCUUGUAAAAACAUUACAUUGUUUUGGGCUUAAGGCACAGUCUUUUUUUCGUAAUUCAUUUUUGAGUGGGAUUCUGGCUCACCAAAUUAUGAUCAAUUAACAAAGUUUGAAUCUGUGUCCUUUGGCAGUUGGCAUGCUUUUUGAACUUAGCCACAGAUACCUUUUGA
Musa acuminata subsp. malaccensis (wild Malaysian banana) is the source of this 4945-nucleotide messenger RNA. Lineage: Eukaryota; Viridiplantae; Streptophyta; Magnoliopsida; Zingiberales; Musaceae. The record is from RefSeq and is a predicted model, not a curated record.